Molecule: messenger RNA, 1773 nt
Organism: Cylindrotheca closterium
Lineage: Eukaryota; Bacillariophyta; Bacillariophyceae; Bacillariales; Bacillariaceae
Source: the annotation of a GenBank genome assembly
AUGAUCUGCAGUGGCAAUGAUUGUUCAAAACCAAAUUUUCUGCAACAGCUCAAUACUGUCAAGCUCAAUAAUUCUUUCCUCGAGCGCUUCCUCAAUGACAUUCUCUUCUGGGAACAAGAAACCACUGAUUUGUGGGCUCAUCCAUAUGGUUCCAAGAAGCGUCGAAAAAAAGCAGGCGAAAAAGUACUAGGCGAAAAAAGCAAUGGCACCCACAGCCGCCAAACUACCCGUGACGAUGAAAUUGACGAAAUUACGAUAAAUGCUCUUUCGAAUUCGAAUUGGAAGACAGCCAAUGACCCACGAACCGGGAGACCUUACUAUUAUCACUCAAAAACAAGAGUAACUCAAUGGCAGAAACCAGCGGAGGUUAAGGCACUGGAAAAGAAGAUUCGACAAGAAAAGAAGAGACAAGACGCCAAAUUCUUUCGAGAGAUGGAGCAGAACCUUCAUAAAAGUAUUGGUCGAGGAGAGCUGAUUCCUGGUAUUGGCCGCGAAGAGAUAACGAACCAAAGUCCACCGCUAAAGGGCAAAGAAACCUCGCCACAGCGAAAACAUGUGCGUACGAUAUCCAGAAUGGACGCGAACAUUAGUUUCGAAGAGCUUGGAGAUGAUCGAGGGGCAUCUCGUAUCGUCCCAAAAGCAAGCAGACAUACCGGACCGCUACACCAACAAACGUUAUCGGCAAGGCAACUUCCAUGGCCAGAUCACCCAGGAAAGCCCCCGCUCCCGAAGAUGCCAACAGUAGCGAGGACGAAUUCUAUGGAACUAUCGCCCGAAGAAGAAAAAAGAGAACACAAAAUUGUUACACGGGUGGAUUCUGGAGUGUCACUUGCCGGUGAAAGCUUGCUUGACGCUCCGCUACAAAGCACAUACGAUGUGUCAGAGCUAAACAUGCCUCCGAACAUGCGAUCACAAGCACAAACGCAUGCACGAAGGAACACAGGAGGCACCAUAUUUUUGGAAAACACCAUGACCAGACCAGACAUUCAUGCAACUAUCAAAUGCGUCUGCGGCGUCUACAGACGCCACAUUUUACAGGGAGUCGAACAGCAGAUAACUGGUAAGAAAGGACAGUACGAAUCACGACAUAAUAUGGAUAUGUUUUUGGACUAUCGAACUCCUUCUCCCAGGCAACCAGAACAACGAAUGAAAGUUCCGACCCUCUCUGAGGUGCUUGCGUUCUACAAGGAAUUCUUUGUGCGAUCCAAGAUGGAGCACGAUACAAUUAUCAUGAGUCUGAUAUAUGUCGAACGGCUUGUCAAAACAACUGAUGGGCAGCUGAAUCCAAACCCAGAUAAUUGGCGGUCAAUUCUAUUUGCUUGUAUGGUACUAGCGAGCAAAGUAUGGGACGAUCUGAGCAUGUGGAAUGUCGACUUCUCGAACGUCAGCACGAACACAGAUGGUCUCUUUUCAUUCAGUCUUCGCAGGAUCAACGAACUGGAACUACAUUUGCUUAAGAGUCUCAAAUUUGAUGUCCGAGUUGGAGCCUCCGAGUAUGCCAAGUAUUAUUUUUUGAUUCGCUCCAUGCUCAUUCGAAGUGGUUUGGUUCAGGAGAGCGAGCGCCCUUUGAGAAAGACAGAAGCAUUCCAAAAGCUAGAGGCCAAAACCAACACGUAUCAAGUAAAUCAGCUUAAUGCGGUUGGUCAGAAGGACCGAAGAUCUAAAAGUAUGGACGAUAGCUUUUGGCGGUCGAUCGCAACGAAUGCGCAAAGUGGAGGUCCUGUUUUCAGUGACUCGGUUUGUUUGGAGCAGAUUAUAGCUUCUAAUCGCUAG